Molecule: messenger RNA, 774 nt
Organism: Tetrahymena thermophila SB210
Lineage: Eukaryota; Ciliophora; Oligohymenophorea; Hymenostomatida; Tetrahymenidae
Product: 3-ketoacyl-(acyl-carrier) reductase
Exons: 2
Molecular function (GO): oxidoreductase activity
Source: RefSeq, a predicted model, not a curated record
AUGAGCAGAUUAGUAGAAAAAACAAUUAAAACUGCAAUGGUGACUGGUGCCAGUAGUGGAAUUGGACUAAGCACAGCUAAAUACUUUUGUGAAAAAGGAAUAAGAGUAGUUGCUAAUGGAUUAGAUAAAAACAUUUAGGGCUUUAAGCAUGAUUUACUUCAAUAUAAUCAAAUUGAUCUCGCAAAUGAGAAGGAGAGAAUAGACUAUCUUAAAAUGGUUUCUAGUUAACAUUAAGGAGUUGAUAUAUUAGUAAAUAACGCUGGAAGAUUUGAUUACCUUUCCAUAGAAGAUACUUCAAUGGAAAUAUUUUAAUCCCAAAUUGAAAUCAAUUUAAAGGCUCCUCUUGCUUUAAUACAACACUUUCUACCUUACAUGAAAAAAUAAAAAUAUGGAAGAAUAAUUAAUGUCGCAUCUUAGAAAGGUAUAAAAGGUGGUGCUUACCAUUCUGCUUACUGUUCUACAAAGCAUGGAAUAGUUGGUUUAACAAAAGCUGUUGCUUUAGAGCUAGCAUAAGAAGGAAUAACUUGUAAUGCAAUAUGUCCUGGAUGGGUAUCAACUCCUCCUGUUAUGGGAGAAAUAUAAAAAUUAGCAUAAUAAAAUAAAAUUUCUUUAGAAGAGUAAGUCAUCUUAUUUUUAAAAGACAGGAAGGCUGCUAAUACAAUUCUAACAAAGCCUGAAGAUAUUGCUGCCUCUAUUUACUUUUUAACAACAGAUUCUGCCUCUUAAAUUACAGGAACAACUUUAUCCCACGAUUCAGCAAAUUCAGCAGAUUGA